This is a messenger RNA of Haliotis rufescens (red abalone), 1442 nucleotides long. RefSeq lists its product as uncharacterized. Lineage: Eukaryota; Metazoa; Mollusca; Gastropoda; Lepetellida; Haliotidae. Bases 321 to 890 code for a protein of 189 amino acids. The transcript is spliced from 4 exons. The record is from RefSeq and is a predicted model, not a curated record.
UUCAGCGCUUCCACAAAAGACUCUCUCCAACUAUACCCGAUGACGUCACUGUCGUCUGCUAGUCAAUCAAUCAGCACGAGCUGAUAAAAGCGGUUAAUCAAUAAUUGAUUGCUUUCACUUCGGCGCCAGUCUCGGGAGGCGAUGCUGAGUAUUUCCGCUGAUUUGGACGCUGCACUACGCUGGCCAACAGUCUGCGAAGGAGUAAUUUCAUUGACACAGGAUAACUUGUUCACACCUCUGCAGAAAAUUGAACUUACAGACGGUAAAUGACUGAACCCUAGUUUUCAAGGGGAGUACCUGCACCAUGCCUUCCAGUGAGGAUGGAUACCGGCGCUGACUGUAGCUACACCGACUCCACCAACGUCUACCACGAGAACAAGUGCGCAGAAGACACCAUCUUCUGUUGCGUCAACGGUGACGUCAAGGUCUGCUCGUCGUCGACGUGCGGUGUCAGCGUGACGCCUACCCUCUCCACAUAUGCAUUCUGGUUGAUAUUCGCCGGUUUAGCAGGAUUGGGUGUCAUCAUCCUCAUCAUCACCUAUGUCAUCUGUCGCAACCGGAAGCCAGGACAUGGUUUGGGGCACAGGAAGAGCGUGUUCGGAGAGACUAUCAGUCAGACCGUGCAGAGUCGCACCGGUACCAGACAUUCCAUGGCGAGGCCGAGUCUCCCAGAAUUCAACGUACACUCGGAUCACUUCCGGUCAGAACCCCGUCGUCCAAUCACGGUGAUGAGCAGCAAGCCCGCAAUGAUCAGUACAGAGAAUACACAAACAGAACCUAGGUGGACUAUUUUAAAUGGAUUUACUGCACGUUCUCAUGGCAACAAGAGAACUGAUUCCAGAGAGAAGAUAUUGAAGAGCAAGGAAUCGUUGCCGGAUGUACAAGGCUGACGUGAAACUGUGGUUUGGUUUAACCGGAACUACAUCACGGAGGAAUGCAGUGAACAUGCGUAGCAAUUACCAUAUCUCCACAAUAUAGUAUUUCACAGUAUUUCUUUGUUCUCGGCUUAAGCUCAAAGUUUUUUACUUUAUUAAGUGUCACUCAGCCCUUGGGCCUGGUAAUAAGAACAUGCGUUCGCAUGAGAAACGUCUAUAAGUUUGAACUUUCUUUGAGUUUAAAUGGAUUUAACUUUCGUCUUUAUGGUUUUGGUGUAUUGCUAUGUCGAGUUGAUCUAGGCUAGUGUCGACAGACAAAUAACACAAAUUUUGCCAAUGAAGUAACUGGUCCGGAGAAUCAGAACAAUAUAUAUCUUGACUGUUGAGUUGACAGUUUGUCGCCCGUACUGUGGAUUUCGAUCUGAAACCGAGGUGAGGUUUGGUGAAAUGGGGCUUAACGUCACGUCCAAGAUUAUUGCACUUAUAUAGCGACGUGAAUGCACUGCGUGUGUGUGUCUGCUUGUACUAGUCCGGACUGAUGCCGACUUAUAGUGCUAGCUCACUGAG